CCGCCGGGAGCGGAUCGUGACCAUGAGUACUGUAAUCCUGCGGCGGUGAUGGAUGUGGAGAGGAUUUCGAGGAUGCGUGCAAGGUUUUUGGUUACAUGCCGCAGAGGGGAUCCGUUGAUUGAUCGGCAGAGGCAGCUUGUGAAGGUUAUGGAGGCGGCCGGAUUACAAGUGGCGGCGCAGCUGGAGGAGGAGGGUUUUCACGCGAUGGAGUUGUUUGAUCCUGCGGCCGCGGAAGUGCUUUUUGCUACUGUUAAGGAAUUUAUUAAUGCUUAGUUUUCUUGUUAUUGUUAAAUAAGUUACCGAAACCUACUGUAAAUUUAUAUCAGAUGUCCAAUAAUAAAUUGGCACGCGGUAACUCGGCUUGAAACAUAUAUGUCACUAGACCCAAAUUAUCACGUGACCCCCUGUUAUUAGACACCUGAUAUUUGCAUCAGGUGUCCUAAUACAAUAAUUUCUCGAAGUUACCAGUAUGUAAUAAUAUUUUCAUUAUGAAUCUUUUAAUGUUCUAUUCC
Phalaenopsis equestris is the source of this 512-nucleotide messenger RNA. RefSeq names its product carboxylesterase 1-like. The record is from RefSeq and is a predicted model, not a curated record. Gene Ontology annotation, molecular function: hydrolase activity. Lineage: Eukaryota; Viridiplantae; Streptophyta; Magnoliopsida; Asparagales; Orchidaceae.